CUGUAAAGCAACAAUUCUCUUUUUAUUACAAACAUUGAAUACAGUUUGCAAGAACUUUGAAAAACAAAGAAAAUUAAAGAAAACCAUAAACCAUAUUUUCUUGGUUCAUCACAUAAUUUUUCUCAGCUCAAACCCAUCAAAACAACCAAGAAAAUGCCUUCAAGACAAUUAUCACCAUCUUAUAACAAUCCAAAACCAAAUUUUAAUGCUCAAACAAGAAUUUUGUUCUUGACAUUAACAGUCUCAGCUUGUGUAGUGAUCCUCUUCACAAUUCUAUAUUUCCUCUACCAUCUUUGGUACUCCCUUAUAAAUCGUUCAAGAACCAUUCCAUUUGACUCCAACACGCCACUAAAGCUUCAAAGAUUCUCAUAUAAAGAGCUAAAGAUUGCCACCAAUGAAUUUGAUGACACCAAUAUCAUUGGCAAAGGUGGCUCCGGUACUGUGUUUAGAGGCAUUGCUAGAGAUGGUAAGUUAUAUGCAAUCAAAAGACUCGACACUUUUUCUUUACAGUCAGAACGAGAGUUUCAAAAUGAGUUGCAGAUUCUUGGUGGGUUGAGAUCAUCUUUUUUGGUUUCUUUAUUGGGUUAUUGUGUUGAAAAGAAUAAAAGGUUGCUGGUUUAUGAGUAUAUGCCUAAUAAAAGCUUGCAAGAAUUGUUGUUUAGUGAUGGGAAUUUGGUUUUGAGUUGGGAGAAAAGAUUUAGUGUCAUUCUUGAUGUUGUUAAAGCUCUUGAAUUUUUGCAUUUUGGGUCUGACCCACCUGUGAUUCAUGGUGAUAUUAAACCUAGUAAUGUUUUGCUUGAUUUUGAUUAUAAAGCUAAGAUUUCUGAUUUUGGGUUGUCAAGAAUUAAGGUUGAGGGUGAGUUUGGAUUUGAUUUGUUUAGUCAAGAUUUAGGGAAGAGUCAAGAAUUAUGGAAAAGUCAAGAGCUUUCUGGGAAUUUGACUUCAGAAACUCCAGCAAUUGGUACUCCUGUGGAUACUUCUCAUGAGGUAGAUUUUGCUCUGGCUUUACAAGCUUCGUGUUCGUCGAAAAAUAGUCGAAAAUGUUUGAAUGUUAAGGCUUUGAACUUGAAUUCUUUGAAUUUCAAUGGUGGCAUUGUUGGGGAGAGUGAUGGUAAGGUAGGAGAUGGGAGUAAUGGUAAGGGAAAAGAGGUUUCGGGUAGUGGGGAUUAUUGGAAUAGCAAGUUUUUACCGUAUGAUGACGAACUUGAUAGUAAAGAAUUGAAGUUAAACGAUGUUGAUGAGUCUAAUUCUGGUACGAAACAAUGGGGUAAAGAUUGGUGGUGGAGACAGGACGGGAGUGGCGAAUUGUGUAGUAAAGAUUAUGUUAUGGAGUGGAUUGGGAGUCAGAUUUGUCCUUCGACGAAUCCUGAUUGGGAUGAUGAAAAGAAAAGUACUACUCCUGAAAGAACAGAGUUGCAUAGUUCGAUCCCUUUAGAUAAGGUAGAAGGUUCUGUUGAGGUACAGAGAGUCGAAAAGGGCAAAAAGAACCGGAAAAGGAAGGAUCGGAAAAUGCAGGAGUGGUGGAAAGAAGAACAUUUAGAUGAGAUCACCAAGAAAAAUACUACUAAAUUGAAGAAACUCGAAACAAGAUGGAAGAAGUUUAAAACGCCACAUUUUCGACAAUUCCAUUUCCAUAGGCGAAAGAAAUCUCGAGAGCAGAACCAGAACGAGUACAAACAAAACGGAGAGUUUAGUUUCCAACGAGGAUGCAAGAAAAAGAAUCACCAUUCUGCAGGGAGUGAAAUGUGGAGUGGAGAUCUUUUGAGCAGCACAACAAGCAUGCGAGGCACAUUGUGUUAUGUUGCACCGGAAUAUGGAGGCUGCGGUUACUCAAUGGAGAAAGGUGAUAUAUACAGUUUAGGCGUGUUGAUUCUCGUGAUUGUCUCCGGUAGAAGGCCGUUGCACGUACUGGCUUCGCCGAUGAAGCUGGAGAAAGCAAAUUUGAUAAGCUGGUGUAGGCAUUUAGCUCAAGGUGGGAACAUUUUGGAGCUUGUGGAUGAAAAAUUGAAGGAUGAGUAUGAUAAAGAUGAGGCAAAAUUGUGUAUCAACUUGGGUUUAACUUGUUUGCAGAAAAUACCCGAGUUAAGACCAGAUAUUAGAGAGAUUGUGAAGAUUUUGAAAGGUGAUAUGGAUCUUCCGGCACUCCCGUUCGAGUUUUCUCCCUCUCCGCCGUCGAAAUUAUUUAGCCGGUCUCGGAGAAGACAUAAGUCCAAUGCAGAGUAGCUUGCUAUCUUUUUUCUGGUACAUGUUUUCUUGUUUUUGACAUGUCUUACAUAUUGGGAUUGUUACUGACUGAUUUGUUACUGAAGAUGUUUGUACUGUGAGUUGUAUGAUACUGUAUGUAAAGUAAACUAUUUAUUUCUGCUUU
Molecule: messenger RNA, 2368 nt
Organism: Mercurialis annua (annual mercury)
Lineage: Eukaryota; Viridiplantae; Streptophyta; Magnoliopsida; Malpighiales; Euphorbiaceae
Product: putative receptor-like protein kinase At1g80870
Exons: 1
Coding region: 154-2223 (689 amino acids)
Biological process (GO): protein phosphorylation
Molecular function (GO): protein kinase activity; ATP binding
Source: RefSeq, a predicted model, not a curated record